Molecule: messenger RNA, 601 nt
Organism: Colletotrichum destructivum
Lineage: Eukaryota; Fungi; Ascomycota; Sordariomycetes; Glomerellales; Glomerellaceae
Exons: 1
Coding region: 217-597 (126 amino acids)
Source: RefSeq, a predicted model, not a curated record
UAUCCUUUCUCGCAAGAGGAAGAUAAGCCACCUCAUUCGUGCAUGUCUACACUGACUGAACUUACAAAUGACGAAGUGACCCCGUUUGCUCGCAUUCCACCCCCUCUGGACGACGCAACCCACGAGCGAGCCGAGUAGUACCCCCUCAGGAACCUACCUACCCUUACAAGCCUAGCUCCUUUAUCAAAGAACCCGAGGACCUCUGUCGUGGCGUUCAUGUCCUCCUGCUAUUAUCUUGUUAUUUUUUAUUUAUAUUUAAAUCGUUUUGCCAUCCGCAGCACGCCAACCCUAAAGAGGCCUAGAGGAGUGCACAUCCUCGAAGGGGGGGCAUCUCGUGAGAAUUCCUCGCCAGCCAGUCAGCAGCUGCGGCAGUGGCUUUUCCCUCUUUUCCCCUCCUCUCAACACCACCUUCUCAUGAUCCCACUCGGCCACUCCUGGAGGUACGCCCGACGACGGCGGUUUUCGCGCCCUUCCAGGUCAGGCCGGUUCAGGUCAUGUCAGGUCAUCGACUUUUGGAUUAAGUCCCGGACAGGUCGCGCGUGGUCCACUCGCGAGUUGCUUGUCAGACUCCGAAGCAAGGGAGGAUGGGAUUGCUGAAGGG